AUGAACUCGCAAGGAGAUUUGGAGAGUGUGAUUCGCUCUGCGCGAGCUUUGAUCUUUAGCGUGUCCUUCGAUGGGAACAUUUUAUGCCAGAAUGAAUACGCUGCCGAACUCUUCACUGAGUCAAGCAAAGAGGUUCAAAAUAUCAAGCAGCUGGUCGUCCAACAGAACAAGCAGUUUGAUGAUGCGCUGGCCAAGUGUGUUGCUUCCAAGCAUCCUUUUGACCCUGUGCUUGUGGAAGCUACCCUGCACGGGUGCCAGGGCGAUGUCCCUCUGCUCUUGAGCCUGGUGCGGGAUGACUCCGAGGUCCUUAAAAUACUUGGGCUCUGUUUGUCUCCUUUGCAGAGGAAGCUGGUUGAGGACACCAAGAGUCGCUUAACCUCCCUGGUUGCCCAGGAGUUUCGGUCGCCGCUCAAUGGCAUGGUGGGGCUGACGAUUGCCUUGUGCAAAAGCCCAGCCUUGAGCGCCCCAAUCAAGAAGCAGCUGGGCAUGCUACGCAGCAGCUCCUCAAGACUGCUGGACCUUGUGACGAAUGUCAUGGACGUGGGCCAGGGCUUGCCACAAGAGUCCAAGGUAAACUUCGCGGAGCUGGUGGAGGAAGUCUUCGUGAUGACAAGCUUAGCAGUGGAUAGAUCCAAUUCGCCAUUGGUGAAACCAGGUGUGGAGCUCCAAAAUCAGCUGCGUUACAUGGACCGGCUUCCACUUGUGUUGGGCGAUCGCAACAAGUUUAUCCAUCUCGUGUACAACUUGGUGACCAACGCUUGCAAGUUCACGGCUGUUGGAUCAGUCACAAUAUCUGCAAAGCAUCUAGCUGAGAACAGUGAACUGGAGAUCAUUGUUGAAGAUACCGGAUGUGGCAUUUCUGAGAGCUGUUUGCCUCGGAUUUUCGAGCCAUUCUGGAUUGAUGCGGCGAGACCAAAGCAAGCUCAAACAUUCCAGGGCGCUGGAUUGGGCCUAGCAGUUUGCAAAGAAAUUGCUGAACUACACCACGGGACCAUUAUGGCUGAGUCAAAGGAGAAUGAGGGUUCAACCUUUACCGUGAGGUUUCCUUGCCUCCCAGAAUUUGGUGCCGUGGAAGAUGAGAUGACAAGUCCCUUUAGCCGGUCAGUCACCGUGCCACCGCAGCAAGUGCAACCGCUCGUGGCACCCAGACUCAGCACUACGCCCCCCUCGAGGACGCAAAAGAAAAGGCCAGUCAUUUUGCACGUGGAGUUGGAUGCAAAGAUUCAGAUAUUCUUCAAGCAAUCCUUUGACGAAUAUGAAAUUCUCACUGCAUCUGGUGUGAACAACAUCGAAGAAUGGCUACAAGAAAAGGAUCCAGACAUAAUCCUCUUGGACUUGCGCACCCCACUAGUGCUUUGCCACAAGGUGUGCACCUUCUUCCGACAGCUUCGCCAGCCACCUGCAUUGCUUGUGAGUGUUGACACACCUGGCAUGCUGGCCGUGCAAGCAGUUGAUGAGAAGUUGAAGGAGUCUGCUCUGCUAAAGCCGUUUGACGUGGAUGCCUUAAAGAAGAAAUUCAGUGCGGUCUUGAAGGAGCCGUUGAAGACGGGUGAGUCCUUGGAAAAAACUUUGGUGGAGCUGAUGACCAUGAAAACCGCACUUUUGGAAGACCAAUUCCAGAACGCAUUGACAUCGCAGGUACAGGUACAGCUGGAUGGAACUUCCAAGAGAUCCUGGAAGGAUUCCAAAGGUUCAGGAUUCAAGCCAAAGGUGCAGAAGGACACAGGACAACAAGACAGGUCAAGAUCUUUGGAGGACUCUGAGAUAGAGAGACUCAAGGAGGAGAUAGCGCUAUUGAGGGCCCGGGAUAUGCGUUUGGCAGGGCACAUUCGAUAUCAGAGCUCUCUUAAUAAAGCUGUGCUGCAGGAAUUUGGCGCCGCAACUUCCAGCUCGCGCUUCCCAAUUGAGAAGGUGAACCUCUCAGAAUUGAUCGACGAGAUACUUGCCAAAGCGCAAGCAGGGAAAGUCGCGGGGCUGGAUCGAUUUUCUUCACCAGGAGGCAUUCAUUUCCACAAUGGCUUGAAAGAUCUUGCGCCUAUAGUGAUGGGGCAUCGCAGCAUGAUAGAACAUAUGAUCGUCAAGCUGCUGGAGCAAUGUGCAAUGCUGAUAGGUUCUGUUCGCGAGGUUUCAAUCAUCGGGAAGCAGUUGCCAAACGAGUCACUUGAAGUCACUUUGGAUUGGCCACGAGACGACAAGGAGAAUCAAGAACGUCCCGGGAGGCAAUCUGCCGUGCAAUCCUUUUCCUUGCGUUGCUUCACCAGCCAUGCUCUGCAUUGCGAGGCAACGAGACAGAGGCCUCUACUGCUUGCAGUUGAUGAUGAAGAAGCGCACCAGUCAGUGCUUCGCUCGACGUUAGGAUCAGAAUUUCAGGUGGUUUGUCAUAUGAAUGGACAAGCUGCCCUAGACUGGUUGGAAGGGCAAGACUUGCCAGACAUCAUCUUGCUAGAUGCUGAAAUGAAGGGCCUCACUGGCUAUGAGGCCCUCACUGGCUAUGAGGUUUGCAAGAGCAUCAGGGAGAAGUAUGGAUCCAUCUCUGACCUGCCAGUUAUCCUGAUGUAUGACAAGCCUCCAUCCGCAAUGGCAGCUCUUGAGGGCUUCGACAGUGGGUCCAACGACUUGAUAACAAAGCCCUUUGACCCGCAGCUCUUGAAAGAGAAGGUGGCCUUCCAGCUGGGUAUGGAUGAAGUCAAUGUCAUGCAGGAGGUGCAAAGGCAGAAGAUUCGUUUCUUAGAGAUGCGGGUAUCAGAGCAGGCUUCACAAAUCGGGCAACUACGUGAUUGCCAGAAGGAAAGAUCUGGUCCUAAUCAGCGCGGCGAUUUGCAACCAGAGUUGGAACGGUGGAAGCUACGCAGCAUGCAGGUGGCGAAGAGGCUCUUGUUACAGAGCCAAUCCUUUCCAGCUCCAGAGGUUGCAAUCACGUGA
Messenger RNA from Cladocopium goreaui, 2922 nucleotides. NCBI's taxonomy places the organism in Eukaryota, Dinophyceae, Suessiales, Symbiodiniaceae. The record is from the annotation of a GenBank genome assembly.